Puntigrus tetrazona (Sumatra barb) is the source of this 4364-nucleotide messenger RNA. Its product is annotated as potassium voltage-gated channel subfamily A member 1. Gene Ontology annotation, biological process: protein homooligomerization; potassium ion transmembrane transport. Gene Ontology annotation, cellular component: voltage-gated potassium channel complex; membrane. Gene Ontology annotation, molecular function: protein binding; delayed rectifier potassium channel activity. Lineage: Eukaryota; Metazoa; Chordata; Actinopteri; Cypriniformes; Cyprinidae. Bases 170 to 1813 code for a protein of 547 amino acids. The transcript is spliced from 2 exons. The record is from RefSeq and is a predicted model, not a curated record.
ACACAUGUAUUUACCAGAGUGAUGGGAGGAUGUUUGGAUUAUAGUACACAUCUUUAUCCUCAGCAGAAGAAAAGAAUCUAGCGGCAAAGAAAACGAGUGUGGAUAUACGAGGGGCUUUUUGUUUUGAAUUCUACAGGUCUUUUAUUAAUGAAUAUUUAAUGGCUUGGAAAUGGAGAUAGCUUUGGUGAGCUUUGACAAGCGGGGUGAUGGAGGCAGUGAUGGAGAACCCUACCAAAACCAAAACUCCCUGGAUCAUCCACGCUUGGUCCACAACAAAGAACUAUUUUCGAGAAGUCCACAGCAGAGCUCUUGGAAAAUGAACGACAUGAACAACACGAUGAUGGGCUCCACCGAGAAUACUGUGGAUUAUUACAGUCCCCAUUUGUUUGAUGAGGACAUUUUGGACAUGGAUAUGGACCAUGAGAACAACGAACGAGUUCUUAUCAACAUCGCCGGACUGAGAUUCGAGACACAAUUGGGAACUCUGAACCAGUUUCCCGACACUUUGCUGGGAGACCCGGACAAGAGAAUGAAGUAUUUUGACCCCCUCAGGAACGAGUAUUUCUUUGAUCGCAACAGACCGAGUUUUGACGGAAUUCUUUAUUUCUAUCAGUCUGGUGGGAAAAUCCGACGACCUGUUAACGUGUCAAUCGACGUGUUUGCUGACGAAAUUCGCUUUUAUCAGCUGGGAGAAGAAGCAAUGGAUCGUUUCCGAGAGGACGAGGGCUUUAUCAAAGAAGAAGAGAAACCGUUGCCACAGAAUGAGUUUCAGAAACAGGUAUGGCUCAUCUUUGAGUACCCUGAAAGCUCUAGUCCUGCACGAGGCAUAGCUAUUGUCUCCGUCAUCGUCAUAACCAUCUCCAUCAUAACUUUCUGUCUGGAAACUUUACCCGAGUUUCGCGACGAGCGAGAGCUGCCAGUGACUAGUCGCGCUAUCAAUGGUACUCAAGAGCGUCCGUCGCUCACCUUUAGCGACCCGUUUUUCAUCAUUGAAACCACCUGCGUGAUUUGGUUCACCUUUGAGCUCUUUGUGCGCUUCUUCGCCUGUCCUAGUAAAUCUGAAUUCUCCAAAACCAUCAUGAACAUCAUUGACAUCAUGUCUAUCAUGCCUUACUUCAUCACCUUGGGCACAGAGCUGGUGGAACAGCAGGGCCAGGAGCACAAUAAUGGCCAGCAGGCCAUGUCACUGGCCAUACUGAGGGUCAUUCGUUUGGUUCGGGUGUUUCGCAUAUUUAAGCUCUCUAGACACUCCAAGGGGCUUCAGAUCUUGGGCCAGACUUUAAAAGCAAGCAUGCGAGAACUGGGCCUCUUGAUCUUCUUUCUUUUCAUUGGUGUCAUAUUAUUCUCCAGUGCAGUUUACUUCGCUGAGGCGGAUGAACCUGAGUCUCACUUCUCCAGCAUCCCAGAUGCCUUUUGGUGGGCUGUGGUGACCAUGACAACAGUUGGAUAUGGUGACAUGAGACCAGUGACUGUGGGGGGAAAAAUUGUGGGCUCACUGUGUGCCAUCGCAGGGGUGUUGACCAUUGCAUUACCGGUGCCUGUAAUUGUAUCUAACUUCAACUAUUUCUACCAUAGAGAAACUGAUCAAGAGCAGGCGUCUCUCAGAGAGGAGCCUAAUAAUGGUGGCCCUUCAAACCCAUGUGAUGAACUUCACGGGUUGAGAAAAUCAUCAACCUCCAACUCAAAAGAUGGAGAGCACAAUGAAGAAACAAACAUUCCAGUUGAGAAGACUAACCUGAAAGCUAACAGCAGAAUGGACAUUAAACGCUCUCUUUAUACAUUUUGUUUGGACACUAGAGAAACUGACCUCUAGUUUGCCCAUCUCCACCCUCAUUGUUUCCUACUUAAACUAUUUAUAUCUCAGGGAGACUGACCAGGAGUAGUCGUCUCUCAGAGAAGAGCAUAGUGGUGGCCCCUCCAGCCCAUGUGAUGAACUGCAUGCGUUGAAGAAGUCCUCAAAUGCAAGCGAUGGAGAACAGUGUGGAAGAAACAUGUUUGAGAAUACCAACGUUAUAAACUGGAUAUUAAAUGCUCCCAAGGAACAGAAACUUCUAGCCCAUCCAUAUCCACUAAUGCACCCAAAUUCUGUAUGAUCCAAGGAUCAUCGCACUGUUAAAAUCCUGGAAAGUUGCAGUUAUUUUUUUAAAGCAUGUUUUAAUCUGUUAAUCUCCUGGACAUCAGCAGCUUUUAAGCAUUACUUUUAUCAUUUCUUAUUCAGAAACACACAAAAUAAUGCUAAAAAAGUAAAAUAUUAAGAACUGCUGUGAUGCUUGGAUGAAAGGCCUUAAAUUUUUCACCACUUCUUAUGCUGUUCAUUGUUGCCCAGUGAUUCAAGUGAAAAGCCAAAAUAGAUUUUCUUCUUUUAAAAAAUUCUACAAACAAAUGUACAUAUUUUUUGUAAAAUAAUUGUUUGGUCUUUAGGGUCUCAAACAACGCCGUUUUUUUAAGUUAGUUUAAAAUACUGUUUAUGUGUCGUUUGUGGCUAUCAGUAUUUUAUAGCAAUAUUUUUUCAUUUUUUAAUUUAAAGCUGAAUGGUGUAUGAAAUCAAUGGAGCAAUUCAAGAAAAGGACUUGUCUGCUUAUGAAUUCCCAACGAUAAAGCCUUGUCGACUCUAAAUCACAUCACAGAGCUUUCCUGAAGUUCAAUGCGAAAUGGAUUCAAGCUGAAAUGAUUGUGUACAGGAAAAGGAAACCUCAACAAAUGACUGAACCGUGAUGAUCUGUUGAAACCAGAGGAGAACUUUAAGGUGAUCCAGUGAUCCAUUUUCAUAUAAGAUCCCCAAAGAGGAGCCACAAUCAUGACAACAGAUUCUUCAGACCCUCUGAAAACCUCUACAGAAACCUGUGCCUUUGAUCAAACCCUGUGAAUCAAUUGUUUUCGUAUGGGACCAGCAUAUAAAGACUAAUACUGCACUUCUGACAGACACCUUUAUGAACUGAACAGGUGACAUGUUAAGGCGUUUACUGAAGCCAUGGAGUUCAUCAAGUCUGUGUAAAAACUGUCCCGAGAGGGAAUCCCACUCUGUGCAAUAUUAGGCUGCUGAAGUAGAGUGAAGUUAGUGUCUAAGUAGGUUUUGAAUUACUAUGUUCAUUUGAUUUAUUUUUGUAAAGUUUUUUCCUGGUGUAUAUUUUUCUAAAACAAUAUUAUUCUCCGGCAGAAGAGACACCUGUGAGCACUGAUAGAUAAAAUAUUGUUAGGCAAAGAAAAUGCCUCCUUUCUUAGACAGGGGAAAAGCCAUAGUACCUCUCAUCAACAACAGUGGUGAUGUUAAGAAUGAAAUUCGCUGAAAUUGUGUGUCACCCUUACAUAUGUAUGCCCUUUCGUUUUAUUUGCUGUAAAUUUGAGUGUUUAUCUAAUGUAAUUAUAUAACAAAUAAACAUUUAGUAUAUAAUAUGAUUGAUUUUAAUUUGGAUUAUAUUCUUUAAAACAGCACCUUUUUCCCAAAGGAAAAGAACAUGAUUUGUUAUUUGGAUCAAAUUUGUAUUUAUUUACAAAAUAUUAUUAUUAUUCAUAUGUCCUUAUUUAUUAUUUAUAUCAUUAUUACCAUGGACCGCUUUUAUCAAUUUACUUGUAUGUUUCAAAAUGCACAUCUAAUAUUGUACUAUACCAUAUAAGUUACUUCUUUCGCAACAGUGAAGUCUAAGGAACUAGCCAUGCAAGGCCUAAUGUUUAAGUUAUACAGCCAAAAAAAAGAAGGAAAAAAAAAAUCUAUAUGUUACACAGUACACAUACAAUCAUACACAUAGAAUUUUUGUCAUUAAUUCAAUAAUGUUGCUGAACAAAAAAAAAAACUUAAAUAAUGUUCAGUUGUGUCAACUGUGUUGCUCAUGUUAACUAUGUGAUCCUUACUAUCAACUGUUACUUUUUGUACAAUUUAUUUUUUUAUAUACAUAUAUUUUCAAUUACUAAAAUGCUGCUUCUGACAUGCUAUAAAGUGCAUUUUAUUUUCCCACAGGUAGGACCUUUGAAAAUGGCCUAUAUUGUAGAAUUCUGAUAAAAUAUGUUUCUUUCCCUACAGACCAUGACGAGACCACCACAUCUGCAAACCACAGUCAAGAUCAGUUUCUUGAUUUUUAACAAACAGAAAAAGCAUGCGUUUUGCUGCAUAUUCACAUAGAUAUUUCUGUGAGAGAAACUUAAUGCGGCUUUGAAAUACAUUAUGGACAUUAUUUCUGAAACACUUGUGUCCCUUUAAGUUGAUGUCUGUACUGGCUGGCCUCGAUAUGACUAUAUAAGGAUACAGUAUGUCAUCUAUAUCUAAAAGAAGUUUAUCUAGGAUACUUGAAUUCUUUUCUCCCUGUUUUCUGAUGUGCAUGUUAUGACACAUGUGUACACUAUCUCCAAUAUUAAACUACCUUGAUGAA